This is a messenger RNA of Saccostrea cuccullata (small rock oyster), 1600 nucleotides long. Its product is annotated as fructosamine-3-kinase-like. NCBI's taxonomy places the organism in Eukaryota, Metazoa, Mollusca, Bivalvia, Ostreida, Ostreidae. The transcript is spliced from 9 exons. Bases 184 to 1140 code for a protein of 318 amino acids. The record is from RefSeq and is a predicted model, not a curated record.
UGUGUAUGCUAUCCUCGAUGUCAUGUUUAUGCAUUAAACUCGUUACCCCUCCACUCUAGAGGAAAUGCUCUAACAAUUGCGCCACGCGGUCGAGGAGUAUUUCAUCAAAUCAUGCUAACAUCGGUGUGAUUUCCUACUCUGAGAUUGUCCCCGGCAAAAACUAGGUGAUCGACAAGGAUAUAUAUGUGUCCAAGUGCUACAGAGAUAAUAAUGGAAGCAUUUUUGCAAGAGGAACUAGAAGACGAAAACUUGAAGUGUUUGGGUAAUGCUGGGUCAGGCUAUAUUAGUGAAGGAUUUAAAUACAGAACAGGAAAAGGGGAACUGAUCUUUGUGAAAAUCAACAGAAAAGCGGAGGCUCAACAGAUGUUUAAUGGGGAAUAUAGGAGUUUAGAAAUCCUACGUGCUGCAAACAUUGUCCAAGUUCCAAAACCAAUAAAAGUUAUAAACCUUCCAGAAGGAGGCUCGGCAUUGAUCAUGGAACAUAUUGAGAUAAAUAGCUUGUCUUCACAAUGUGGAAAACUGGGAGAAUUGAUGGCAAGACUGCAUUUGCUUAACUCCGAGAUGUUGGAGAAGUCGAAGAAACUUGAGAAGUAUGUUGGGAAGGCGGAUAAAUUAACUCCUGUCACUCAGUUUGGAUUUGACACAACCACGUGUUAUGGAUAUAUACCUAUGGACAACACUUGGCAAGAUAACUGGGGGAAUUUUUAUUCCAGGAAACUAAAACAACAGAUGGAUAUUUUAGAAACUGUUCAUAGCGACAAAGAAGCAAGAGAGUUAUGGUCAGAAUUACAAAUGAAACUUCCUGCGUUUUUUGACAAUUUAAAUAACAUUCAACCCGCCCUAAUGCAUGGGGAUCUGUGGAAAAAGAAUGUUGGUGAAAAUGAAUAUGGACCAGUGAUAUUUGACCCUGCCAGUUUCUAUGGUCAUUCCGAGUUUGAUUUAGCACUUACAAGGACAUUUGGUGGCUUCGGCGCAUCAUUUUUUGACAACUAUCACCAGCUAAUUCCACAGGCCCCAGGCUUCAGACAAAGAGCAGACCUAUAUGAACUAUUCUUCUAUCUCAAUCAUUGGAACCAGUUUGGGACGUCAUAUAGAGAUCAGUCCAUUUCAGCAUUUUGUCGCUUGCUCAGGAUUGAAUGAGUCGUAAACGAUUACUUCUAUUAAUAAUAUAACAUUUAAACCGAGACAUUCCAGAUCCUCUACAAAGUAGAGACACUAAAGUUGACGUUUUACAGCGAUUUUUGUCUGUUUUAUAUGAACUGCAUUUCGAUAGAUGACAGGAUUUUGUAUGCAACUUAUAUUUUAAUUAUUACUUAGACUCAGUACGAUACCCAUUUUCCCUUUGCAAGAUUUAAUCACAGCGAGAAACUCUUCGGGUAUAUCGGUGGACAAGUCUAUAAUUUUUUUUUGGGGGGGGGGGGGUCAUCUCAAGGAGAAAAUGUCCCUAGCAUAAAAAUGCCAGAUUGUACCGUACUUUAAAGUGAUGUCGUUGUAUGUAGGUGUAAAUUUAGUUUAGCACAAAGACCGAACAUCAAAUUGUAGACAAAUUGAAAACUGAAAAUUGAACAAAAAAUAAAUCUUUUCUCAUUGUGUCUUAAAA